Molecule: messenger RNA, 1715 nt
Organism: Coregonus clupeaformis (lake whitefish)
Lineage: Eukaryota; Metazoa; Chordata; Actinopteri; Salmoniformes; Salmonidae
Product: CD44 antigen-like
Exons: 8
Coding region: 281-1654 (457 amino acids)
Biological process (GO): cell adhesion; inflammatory response; positive regulation of ERK1 and ERK2 cascade
Cellular component (GO): macrophage migration inhibitory factor receptor complex; plasma membrane; basolateral plasma membrane
Molecular function (GO): hyaluronic acid binding; cytokine receptor activity
Source: RefSeq, a predicted model, not a curated record
UGUACACACACGCACCACCCUCUUCCCCCUUCUGCCUGUGUGUCACUAAGCUCUGAAACCCUCUCUCACACAGAAUAUAAAAAAGUUGGCCAAAGUCUGUCUCAGCUCCAAUUGCUACCAGACACCCACAACAACCUCUCUCUCUCUUUAUCGCUCUCUCACACACACCCACCACCCCUCAUUCCUGGCACAGAGAAGACAGGACCACUGGAGAGACCAUACACACCUCCUCCUCCUCCUCCAGUCACUCACCCAGCCAUCGUCAGACGCUAAGCCCAGGAUGUGGACUUUGCUCUUGGGGGUCACCUUUGGAUUACUGGCCUUCUCCAGGUCGGAACCGGCUCAAGCUACAGUGAAGUCGCGUAGCUGCAGCCAUGCCGGAGUGUACCACGUGGAGGGAGAAGUUCGCUACUCAUUGACCUUUGACCUGGCCAAGAAGCUGUGUGAGAGACUGGGUGCCACCAUUGCCAGUGGGGAACAGGUCAUCGAGGCACAUGCCCGAGGCCUAGAGACCUGCAGAUAUGGUUGGAUCAGCAACGGAAACACCACCAUCCUCAGACAAAAGGCCCACGUUAACUGUGCCAACAACAUGACUGGAGUCUUCUACCAUCAUGCGAAUGCAGACCAACCCUUUGAUGCCUUCUGUUUCAAUGCAUCAGAUUUGGCUGACAAGAACUGUGAUGCGGCCAUCAACCCUGAAUCAACAGGACCAGAGAGUGUUCAGGUGACAGAUGGAGACCUUGCUUCAGAUGCUGCAGUAUCAGAACCAGACACCACAGCAGUGGUGAAGGACCAGGACCAGAGAAAGCCAGAGGCCACAGAGACAGCCCCAGAGGAUGGAGCCCAGCCUGAGGCCCACGUCAACCUCAAGCCUGACUCCCAGAACACCACCUCCGCCCCUGGGGAAGAGAGAGCCGAGAGCACCACUGAGUUACUGGAAGAAGUGGGCACAGCCCAGCCUGCACCCACAGAGGCCAGCUCAGAGGAGGCAGCAGCAGUGGCUGAGGGUGAUGCUUCAGAGGGGGCAGCCACAGAGAGCCCUGCCGGGGAGGAAGAGCAGGCUGAGGGAGAUGAGACCCAGGCAGCCAGCCCCACUAAGCAACCUGAGGUGGAGGUCAAUGAGAUGGAAAUGAACACUGGGUCUGGGAUGCUGCCUACUGGCUCAGAGGAGCAGGGGGCCUCUUCUAUGGCACCACCUGUUAAAGAGCCAGAAGAACCACAGGGCCCGGCCAGCGAGGAGGAUGUACAGGAGAACGAGGUGGAAGUAGAAGCCUCUAUGCAGACCAUUCCUAAUGGGAGGAUGAAUCCAGGUAUGGGAGCAGCCCCUACUCCAGCUGGGCAGGAGAAAAGUAGCACACCCAGUUGGCUGAUCCUUUUGGGAGUGCUUGUGGCACUGGUUGCUAUUCUGCUUGUGUGUGUUGUUGUGGUCAAGCGUAAGAGCUGGUGCAGUCAGCAGCAGACCCUGAUGAUCACCAACAAGGAUGGGAAUGAGAGUAACGGUGCGGCGGCGUCAGUGGCUAGCUCCCGCGCCCAGGAGAGAGAGCAGGAGAUGGUGACCCUGAUGAAUAAAGAGAAGAUCCAGGAAAACGGAAACACAGAGGAGUUCACCGCCAUCACACUGGAGGAGUCCCCAGAGAAAGAACAGCUAGCGUGAGAGAGAGAGAGAGAGAGAGGAGAGAGAGAGAGAGAGAGAGAGAGAGAGAGAGAGAGAGAGA